AUGGCAUCCGCAGACCGACCCCAAUUCUCGGCUGAGCAGUUCUUUGCCGAGCAACCACCACCCGUGAGGCUGCAGGAGCACCUUAACGCCGUCCAGGCCUUUGUUGAGCGCAAUGCUUCGGCUGGACGGAGGGUCGUACUCGUCACCGUGAGUCAUACCUUCAUUCUGAAACCUAAAACACCGUACUUGACCCCGAUGAAUUAAUACUUGGCAAGCCCUCGCGGCUCGAUCGCUCGUUUGGCUGAACUUGACUCUCUGGACAUUCAGAGCGGAGGCACUACGGUCCCUCUUGAACACAACGUGUCAGUCAUCCCAGAGCAUGCAUAUAAACGUUUCAAAUUUCCAGCAGAUCUGACCCGCGUUCACUCUCCUCGGUCGUACAGUGUCCGCUUUCUCGACAAUUUUUCCGCCGGCACUCGGGGCUCAGCUUCGGCCGAGCAUUUCCUCCGCACGGGAGACUAUGCCGUCAUCUUCUUGCACCGACAACACUCGCUUCAACCUUUCUCUCGCCACUACUCGCAUUCGACCAACCCCUUCCUCGAUCUGUUGACGAUCGUCAACGACCACGAGCGCGCGUUCCGAGUUCCCAGCAAGGACGACAACGACGGCUUCUUGUUCCCUCCCGUUCCGGCCGUCGGGACCGUCUCGGCGCCGCUGUCCCGACGACCUUCUGCAUUGGAUGGAUCCGACUAUAGAACUCUGCCCAAGUCACCCGUGACGUCGGACGGGUCACCGCAGAUCCAGAUCCCGCCACCGCACUUGGAACCGAUGCUCUCCCUGCUGAGGUCGUACAAGCUCGUACAAAAGAUGCAGAUCCUCUACUCGAUACCGUAUACGACCAUUGACGAGUAUCUGUGGUACCUAAGAGGCGUCAGUCGCGUCAUGGGAACCGCCAAGGAUUCGCAAGGGCAGGCGCUGGGCAGGAGAGGCAUGUACUACUUGGCAGCAGCCGUGUCGGAUUUCUUCAUCCCGUCUCAGCGAAUGGUCAGUGGGGCAAAGUGAACCCGUUGAAUAUGGAAUCAGCAUUGGCUCACCGGGGGGGCUUCUCCUACGCAUUCACACGCAGAGCACACAUAAAAUCCAGUCGGGCAAAGGCUCGCUCGUCAUCGAAAUGGAUCAAGUUCCAAAAGUGCUCAAAGCAAUGGUCGACGAAUGGUCUAACGACGGGUUUAUUGUUUCCUUCAAGGUGAGUAGAUCCUCGGGGACGAUCAUUCCAACCUGACAGCAUAGCGAAACACCAUCUAAACCACUCCAACCCUUCAUAACCUUUCGUCCAGCUCGAAACCGAUCCCGCUAUCCUGAUUCCAAAAGCUCGAGCCGCGCUCGAGCGCUACGGCCACCAAUUGGUCAUCGGCAACACGCUCACCAACCGCAAGCACGAGGUCAUAUUCGUGCAUCCUUCUGGUGAAGAAGACUGGCUAAGGAUAGAAUCACCGACCGCUUUGGGGGAAGGGGAAGCGGUUAGGGAGAUAGAGGAGGACAUCAUCGCGAGACUGGUGGGGCUGCACGAGAGGUGGAUCGAUGGGAAGGGGGCUUGA
This is a messenger RNA of Microbotryum saponariae, 1538 nucleotides long. The record is from the annotation of a GenBank genome assembly. NCBI's taxonomy places the organism in Eukaryota, Fungi, Basidiomycota, Microbotryomycetes, Microbotryales, Microbotryaceae.